AUAAACACAAAAUGAUUAUUAUUAAAUAAUAUUUACAACGAUUGUUUAAAUCCAUUUAUACAUAAGCGCAACAAAAAAAAAAAAAAGUUUAGAGAAUGAACGUUUUUAGAAUCGUUAAAAAUGGAUUUCGACGACAUUUAUUUCUAAGCAACACAAUUAGUUCAGCAGCAUUAAUGUCCAUUGGUGAUAUGAUCGAACAAUUUCAUGAAAUACAAAAAUCACAACAUUCAUUUGACUGGUUGCGAAAUUUCCGUAUGACCUUGGUGGGUGUUGGAAUGGGUUGCAUUAAUCAUUAUUAUUAUACUUGGAUCGAUCGAAUGUUUAAAGACGCAUCCACAAAACAUGCCAUGAUCAAAGUAGUCGCUGACCAACUUCUCGCCUCGCCUAUGUGCAUAGCAUUUUUGUUUUAUUUUGAUGGGUUUUUGCUAAGACAAAAUCUUCAGACUAUUAAUGAGGAAAUGGGUGACAAGUUUUUUACCAUUUAUACCGCUGAUUGGUGUUUUUGGCCGCCAUUACAAUACAUAAAUUUCAAAUAUGUUCAUCAUGAUUAUCGAGUAGUUUAUUUAAAUACCAUCCAAAUGUUUUAUAAUAUAAUUUUAACGCAUCUGAAAUAUAACGAUAUCGAUGACACUGAUAAACAAUCUAAAGACGUUGAACCAAUAGUUGUAACACGAUUUGUAUCUCUGGAAGGAUACAUGGAAGGGUAUCAUAAUAUUAAGCAUUGAAAUUUUUAUAACAUUUUUUAAUAGAAUUUCGUUAUGAUACAAAGUUUUAUUUGUAUUUCGUUAAUACAAAUUGUCUAUGUUAAUAUUCAGAAACGUUUCGUAUACAUACAUGUUCAGAAACGAUUUUUGAAUGCAUGUUAUAGACAGAUCUAGUUGACGCAAAAUGUUUUGAAAUUCAUUUGCAUCAAAUUUUUAUAAGCUUUUAUAAAGCUUGGAAUGUUUUCUUAAUUAAUGUAACAUUAUUUUUAAAAAAAUAGUCUCAGAGGAAAAUGGGAAAAUAAUUAAAAAAAAUUGUCGAUUGAUUUUAUUCGAGAAUUUUCGCGAAUCCUCGUGUUUAAGACUCGUCUAGGAUUUGCAGGCUGUAAUUUAUAGAGUGUUUAAAAAUUGGAGUACCUUUUGAGUUAAUGAAUACUGAAGUGGGUGCAGCAUUUUAUCUUUUAGUUCUAGAAAAAAAAACUGCACUUAAGAAGGAUACAAGCGAUUAUUAGGAAUCCGAUUGUGGUAUCCUUCUUAUUUUGUUUAAUUUCACUCAAUAGGAAAACAGUGUUAAAAUUCAAUGAAUAUAUUUCUGCAAUUUUUUGCCAGCCAUGAUUUACUAUUACGUCGUUUCAAGUGAUGUAAUUAUGAUAACAAUUAGCCGACCGUUUUUAGGAGCAUUUGUGUAAUAAAAAUCGUACUUUUAUUUAGCGAAAUUUGGGUUCUUAAAGCUUGAUGAUCUAUAUUAGGUUAGGUUAGGUUAGAGUGGUUGUCCUGGGGUGGGACACAC
This is a messenger RNA of Chrysoperla carnea, 1491 nucleotides long. Its product is annotated as mpv17-like protein 2. The coding region runs from base 96 to 725 and encodes 209 amino acids. The record is from RefSeq and is a predicted model, not a curated record. Lineage: Eukaryota; Metazoa; Arthropoda; Insecta; Neuroptera; Chrysopidae. Gene Ontology annotation, biological process: mitochondrial ribosome assembly. Gene Ontology annotation, cellular component: membrane; cytoplasm. The transcript has 3 exons.